Messenger RNA from Encephalitozoon hellem ATCC 50504, 1908 nucleotides. RefSeq names its product putative DNA mismatch repair enzyme. The record is from RefSeq and is a predicted model, not a curated record. Gene Ontology annotation, molecular function: ATP binding; ATP hydrolysis activity; ATP-dependent DNA damage sensor activity. Gene Ontology annotation, biological process: mismatch repair. Bases 1 to 1908 code for a protein of 635 amino acids. The transcript has a single exon. NCBI's taxonomy places the organism in Eukaryota, Fungi, Microsporidia, Unikaryonidae. Gene Ontology annotation, cellular component: MutLalpha complex.
AUGAUAAGAAAGCUGCCUGAGGAUGUUGGAAGGAAAAUCAAGGCCCAGAGGUCUGUCCAGAAUGCUUAUGUUGUUGUGAAGGAGUUGAUUGAAAACUCCAUUGAUUCUGGAUGCACAUGGAUAAGAAUACGAAUAGACGACGCCAUAACUGUCGAGGAUAAUGGAUGUGGAAUCAGCGACUUGAACGAGGUCGGAGUUGAGGGAUGUACUUCGAAGGAGUCCAUGGCAUAUUAUGUCCUGGGGUGUGUUGAUGUAGUGGAGAGGCCUUCAUAUGGGUUCAGGGGACAGGCCCUUAGCUGUCUUGCCGAGGUCUGCGACCUGGAAAUCAUCUCAAGGUCUGAGGGCCCAUUUGCAACCAAGAGAGACUUCUCAACAAAUACUGUUUCUAGGUGUGCUAGGGAAAGAGGUACGACUGUCCAUGUGAGGAACCUGUUUAAGAACUGCCCCAUAAGGAGGUCUGCGGGUGAGGGAAGCCUGAAAAAAGACUUGGCAAAGAUAUGCAAUUUGAUUGAAUCGUACCGCUGCGUUAACAAGAUAAACUUCACUCUGUUUCACAAGAGAAAGGUUCUUUUGAGCUGCGGAGGCUAUGAAACGCCAAGGGAGUACUUUGAGUCCAAUUAUCCUUCCUUUUUGGGGAGGUACAUGGAGGUGAGCAGCGGACAGAUGGAGAUUUUCAUGCUUCCUGUAUCUACCAAAGACCCAAAGCAGCUAAUGUUCUCUGAGAGGAGGCCGGUCUCCAACAAAAGGAUACUGAAUGCGAUAAAGAACGAGUUCAACCUGUACGUCGAAGGAAGCCCGACGUUUGUUCUGGUGAUAAAAGGGCAUGGAGAUGUAAAUGUAUCCACGGACAAGAGUGAGGUGAUAUUUGGGGAUGAGGCGGGGAUUCUAAGCCUCCUCAAGUCGGAAAUAAGUAGGUUCUUUUCGUCGGAGGCAUAUUUACACUUUGGAAGUACCGAGGUAAGCCGGAAGGGAUGCAUUUCGAAGAGAAGUGCUGUGGAGGAAAACAAUAGUGAGGAACGGGUGCCCAAGUCCUGUUCUGUGGAAAGUGAGGGUUUCCCUGCCAUAAAGCCUGCCAAGGCAGUUAGUUCUUUUGAAAGAAGUCCAAGGAGACGGGGCAUCACGCUGCAAGAAAAUGUAGAGGAUGGCAAGGAGCCAGUAACAGAAAGGCAGCUGCCUGUAGAGGAAGAGUACGAAAAAGGAGAGAAUGCUCCCACCAGCUCUUUUGGGGAUUUGAAAGACCCAGAGCCUUCUCCUGAGAUGGAGCAGGGAGAAGAAAAGCAUGAGGGCCAAGACAACUUUGCAACAGGCGCAUAUUCGUUUUUCAAGUAUGAUGACCUUGUCCAUCCAAAGAUUUCAUUUUCAAAGGGAGACUUCUCUAGGCUGGAGGUCAUAGGACAGUUCAACAAUGGAUUUAUCAUUUCGAAGCUAGAGAAAAACGGGAGUGUGUAUCUCGUGGCUGUGGACCAGCAUGCCGCAGACGAGAUCAAAAACUUUGAAAGCAUCAGGAAAACAUUCCGCAUGAAAAAGCAGAGUGUGAUAGUGCCUGUGAAGCUGGACCUUACUCCGAUUGAGGAAAUGGUUGUCAGCGACAAUCUAGAGCUGUUUGAAAGAAACGGGUUUGUCAUCAAGAACGGAAUGCUUGAGGCCAUUCCUGUAUACAAGAAUCAAGUGUUUGGAAUCAAGGAGUUCCGUGAAUUCCUCGAGAGCGUGAAGAAUGACGAGCACGAGUUCAAGAAGAUCCGGGACAUAGUUGCGUCAAAGGCAUGCAGAACAAGCGUAAUGAUAGGCGAUGCGCUUUCUAUAGCAGAUAUGAAAAGAAUAGUGAAAGGCCUGGCCUCUCUAGACAGGCCUUGGAAGUGCCCGCAUGGAAGACCUACAUUCAUGGUGCUGAAUGAGGCAGAAAUGUGA